Nycticebus coucang (slow loris) is the source of this 4411-nucleotide messenger RNA. It is a transcript of the gene MGLL, whose product is annotated as monoglyceride lipase. Bases 357 to 1268 code for a protein of 303 amino acids. The transcript has 8 exons. The record is from RefSeq and is a predicted model, not a curated record. Gene Ontology annotation, molecular function: lipase activity. Gene Ontology annotation, cellular component: membrane. NCBI's taxonomy places the organism in Eukaryota, Metazoa, Chordata, Mammalia, Primates, Lorisidae.
UCCCCGGGCGGCCACCCCAGGCGCGGCAGCCCGCGAGGCUCGGCGGGGAGGAGCGCGUGGCCGGGUGGCGGGCGGCGCCCCCCGCUCCUCCCCGCGGGCCGGGCACACGUGGGCCCCGGGCGCCGCCUCCCUGCGCCGCCCGCCGCCAGCCGGGCCCCGCGUCCCCACCCACCUCGGGCCGCCCCCGCCGCCCAGCCGACCCGGGGAUAAAGUGGCGGCGUCCGAGCCGCGCCCGGUCCCGCGGAGCCGGCCACGCGCAGCACCUCCCGGCCCUGGCCCGCCGCAGCCGAGGAUCCGCGGCGCUCGGGGAAGGCGACAGCGGCGGUCGUGGCCCUGGGCUUGAAGACCCUUCCAUAAUGCCAGAGGAAAGUUCCCCCAGGAGGACCCCACAGAGUGUUCCCUACCAGGACCUCCCUCACCUGAUCAAUGCUGACGGACAGUACCUUUUCUGCAGGUACUGGAAACCCACUGGCACACCCAGGGCCCUUGUCUUUGUGUCCCAUGGAGCUGGGGAGCACUGUGGCCGCUAUGAGGAGCUGGCUCAGAUGCUGGUCAGGCUGGACCUGCUGGUGUUCGCCCACGACCACGUGGGCCACGGACAGAGCGAAGGGGAGCGCAUGGUGGUGUCCGACUUCCACGUUUUUAUCAGGGAUGUGCUGCAGCACGUGGACGUCAUGCAGAAGGACCACCCCGGGCUUCCUGUCUUCCUUCUGGGCCACUCCAUGGGAGGGGCUAUCGCCAUCCUCACGGCUGCUGAGAGGCCGGGCCACUUCUCCGGCAUGGUACUGAUUUCGCCUCUGGUCCUUGCCAAUCCUGAGUCUGCAACAACUUUCAAGGUCCUUGCUGCAAAAGUGCUCAACCUUGUCCUGCCAAACCUGUCCCUGGGGCCCAUCGACUCCAGCGUGCUCUCUCGAAAUAAGACAGAGGUCGACAUUUAUAACUCGGACCCCCUCAUCUGUCGGGCAGGCCUGAAAGUAUGUUUUGGGAUCCAGCUGCUCAACGCCGUCUCUCGGGUGGAGCGCGCCCUCCCCAAGCUGACCCUGCCCUUUCUGCUGCUCCAGGGCUCUGCCGACCGCCUGUGUGACAGCAAAGGGGCCUAUCUGCUCAUGGAGUCAGCCAAGAGCCAGGACAAGACACUCAAGAUUUAUGAAGGUGCCUACCAUGUUCUUCACAAAGAGCUUCCUGAAGUAACCAACUCCGUCUUCCAUGAAAUAAACAUGUGGGUCUCUCAAAGGACAGCCGCGGCAGGAACCCUGCGGGGGCCCUGAGCUCACUGGCCGGGUGCCUGGCUCACGGUCUGGGGGAAGCAGCCAGAGGAAAGGCAGAGAUAAAUUCUCAGAUGUGGCUUGCAAAAAAAAAAAAAAGAAAGAAAAAUCACAAAUUGGAGGAAUCCCUAGCACAGUUUACUGAAAAAACAACAACAACAACAAGUAAAUAAAAAGACAUUUCUUUCAUAUAUUAGGUUUUCAGCCACUGGCUCUACCUUAAGGGGUAGACAUUUUAUGCAAAUAAGAAGAGAAAGGUUACUGGCAAUUUUCCACAGAAGGAAUACGCCGAAAUGUCCUUUCUACAGAAAGCCAAGCCAAGCCUCUGCUUGCCUCCCCAGCUCCCACAGGGUUCCCAGGAAUUCCUAGUGUUCCCAGGACACCAGCCUGCAAUAAUUAAAGGAGCCUCUUCACACACUUAAAGGAGGCUCUCCUCCCGCCCACUCCUUCAUGCUGCCCCAGGGACCCUCUCUGACCCUCCUGGGCUUGUGGCCUUCCUCUGGCCAUGUGCUGGUGUCUCCAGAGAGGUCAGCUCCCCUGAGCAGACUCAGAUGUCCCUCUGAGGCCCAGAAAAUGUCCAGCACUUCCUCAAAAUGGGCAGCCAUCCAUGACCCCAAGGCUCCUUGUCAGCCUAAGUCCAGGCUUUGUGGAGGGGGAGUGUGGCUUAGCCCAGAAAGAGCUAAACAGGACAUGCGGCUGAGGCCUCUUCUCUCCCUUGAGCUCUCCAUCCUUCUGGGAGUCUGUGGUAGCCCACUGAGAGCUGUAAGUGUGAAGAGGCUGCUUUUCCUUCAGUAACUAAUUUCAUGCAAUGCUAUGAGAGGAGAAUUGUACUGAAGAUGAGAUGUCUAAUAUAUAAUGUAUAUUCUAAAGCAGAGACUAUUUUUGGGGUGUAGGUGGGUGGGAGCAGGGGAUCCUGAAGGAUUCCAGUGACUGCACAGGGAUGGACUGGGACAGCCGGUGAAGCGGAGGGCCUGUGCUCCAGGAGCUAAGUUGGGAGUCUCUGAGAGGGGACUAGCCUGGGCCUUUCCUACUCCUGGGAGACAUGGAGCAGUGGCAGCCCCAGGGACUGCCCAUGGCCCAGACCGCUUUGGGUGUCUUGGUGCUGGCAGCACAGCUCCCUCUGGUGACAGGAGAAAGAGGCCCAACGCAGUAGCAGUCCAGGCCUCCCAGCCCGGGACUACACAAACACUGCAACCCAGAGCAAGCGCUGGAGGUGCCCCAGCCCCGCCCUAGGCCACGGCAGGACCAGCAGGGCCAGGCCUCACCCAGGGCCAUGCUGGCAUCAACCAACCAUUCCCAGCCAAGGCCCCAAGCUUGAGCUGCCCUUCUCAGGUGCCAACCACGCUGGCCCCGCCCUUGGCCUCAUUUGGCACCAGCAAUAAAUGGGGGGUCACCGCCCGCAUUGGGAAUACUUUCACCUUCAAAAUGGGACUUGCUGUUACCUCAGGAGGCUCUGUAGUGCAGAUGUGACCCUGGGUUGGGGGUGUUUCCACCACCAUUGAAGCCCUGAUGGGAGUACAGUCCAGGGGCUCAGGACCUCUGACGUGACGUCUGGGAGUCAGGGCCUUUCACCCUUCCCCUAGCAGCGGGAACUGUGCCCUCUCUAGUAAUCUUCUCCAGGCUGAUUCUGGGUCCCUGACAAGGGGAUUCCCCUGACCACACCCCCAGCCAGCCUGACCUCAUGGUGGAAGUCCAGUGCUGGCCACCCUGCUAAAGGUCACUCUGCCUCGGGGACUGCGGCCUGGCAUCCUCUUCACCCUGCUCUUCAGGAGGGGCCAAGCCUGCAGCCCAUGUGGGGUGGGCUGAGGCCUGGGUCCUCACAGACAGCACUUCCUACAGCUCCGUCUUCUUUUUCUGGCUUUUCUUUUAGGAGAAAAAUGUAAAAAACUUACUGACAGAGGCUUGCCCAGCCUAUGAGCCCAGCCUGUCCAGUGAGCUGGAGCAGCAGGGGGCAGCUCUGGGAGUGCUUAAAGCUGAGACCCCACCUCAACCCCAGGAGAAGCCCCAGGGCUCAGGGUCGUUAAUUCUCACCAGGAGCUGCUGGAGUGCAGGUCACGCAAAGUCCCCACACUUCCCGCCCCUGCCACUUCCCCAAGAAGCAUGUGAUGGCAGUGCCAUGUCCCAAAUUAAAUACCAGGCACAUGGUCUGACCAAGGACUCCUUGUGCUGCAUGAAUUUAUUUAUGUGUAAGCUCCUACAGAGACAUAAGACACAGAUUCAGUAGCAUUUACAUGCCUGGUUAAAGAAGCACUAAUAUUAAAAAUAAAAAAAAAAUAUUAUCUGAAAUUGGGACUGGAAGACGGGACAGGGAAUGUUAACACACCAUCUCCACCUGCUGAAUCAGGAGCCAGGGCAGGAUCCUGCAGGUGAGCUGGAUUGGACGCUCCCUUGGGACCACUCCUGAGCCCCCAACCUCAGGAAGCUGCAGGAGCCUUGAGCUGAGCCCCUUCUCAGCAUCAGCUUUGUCCUCACAUACCGAGCUUCAGAGUCACACCAUCACAGGAGAUAGAGUAACCUGGGUUUGUAAGGGAUGCCAGGUCACACUCAGCUGGGCCUCAAGAAGAUGAGAGAAUGGCAGAGGCCAGGAGGCAGCCUGGAGCCACAGCUGACCCAGGCCCCAACUUGGACACAAGGCCCAAGCACAGACAUGGUACCCAGUACCUUCCCAUGACUCAGAAGAGAGGCUUUUCUGUACAGAAAUGGGUUUCAUGCCUGAAAAUCUUCUCAGAAAAAGAUACUGCCCACAGCUAGCGGGGACCGCAGCACCUCUCCAGAGGUGGGGGGUAGGCAAGUAGCCCCCUCCCUCCCAGCCGCAGCCCCACCUACCCUCAGCCUUGGGCUGGUGCCAGAGUCAGCCUGUGAGCCCUGGCAGGUGCUCUGGAAGCCGAAGGGCCCUCACGGACUCCCACUCCCAGGCCCUGGGGCUUUUGGCUCACACUUGUCUUUUCUUUCUCUCACUGAUCUUAACAUAAACCUCAUGAUGAUUUUCCAAGCAACUCACUGGCUUGUUACCGUCACUGCAGCCCAGCCCCAUCCCCUCCUGUGUGCUGUGGGUGGGAACAUGUAUACCAGUUUAGAACUGUAAAUGAACCCAUGUACACUACGGCUAAUCCUAAUUAAUCCUAAUAAAGCAGAAGUUUUCCGAA